This is a messenger RNA of Mobula hypostoma (lesser devil ray), 902 nucleotides long. RefSeq names its product elongin C paralog a (gene eloca). NCBI's taxonomy places the organism in Eukaryota, Metazoa, Chordata, Chondrichthyes, Myliobatiformes, Myliobatidae. Gene Ontology annotation, biological process: ubiquitin-dependent protein catabolic process. Gene Ontology annotation, cellular component: elongin complex. The record is from RefSeq and is a predicted model, not a curated record. Gene Ontology annotation, molecular function: protein-macromolecule adaptor activity. The transcript is spliced from 4 exons. The coding region runs from base 163 to 501 and encodes 112 amino acids.
UUGUUUCUGCGCUUCCGGGUCAGCAAUCUGGCCGCAUCUUGAGGACGAGGGACCCGUGGGUCUUCGCGGUGUCUCGGUAAAUGUUCGGGUCUUCCUGGCGGACUGAAGGGGCCCCAUCAGAAGGUUUGCUUUUGAAGAGUUGGUAGCACAUCUCUGAGGGAAAUGGAUGGCGAAGAGAGAACUUAUGGAGGCUGCGAAGGCCCAGAUGCUAUGUAUGUGAAGUUGAUUUCAUCUGAUGGUCAUGAAUUUAUUGUGAAAAGAGAACAUGCACUGACAUCUGGCACUAUUAAAGCUAUGUUGAGUGGCCCUGGUCAGUUUGCUGAAAAUGAAACAAAUGAAGUAAAUUUUCGUGAGAUUCCAUCCCAUGUGCUGUCAAAAGUAUGCAUGUAUUUUACCUACAAGGUUCGCUACACCAACAGUUCUACAGAGAUUCCUGAAUUUCCAAUUGCCCCAGAGAUUGCACUGGAAUUGCUGAUGGCUGCAAACUUCUUAGAUUGUUAGAAAAUAAAAAUGUAACUUAUAAUCCAAUGUGAGGUGUUAAACUUCUGUAUUUAACUACUUGCAGAAUUAAUAAGUGACUUUAAAAUGGUGUUGCAUUUAUGUCUGAUAGCUCACCAAAAUUUUUUCUUUUAAUGGAGAUGUUUUUUUUUCAAGCGUAAAGUAAAGGUAAUGGGGUUCCUUUAGCUUCUUGUACAUGAGGUGAAUUAUUGUUUUCUCCUAUCACGUGAUGUUCCAUAUUGGUGUGCAGAUGGUUUCCAGCUUCCCCGUUUUUCAAGAAAAAAGAACAAUUGUACCCCAAAUAUCCACACUUUUCUGUUAUGAUGUUGAUACAAACUUCAGCUGAAUUUCUAUCCGGUACUCCUAUAGGAUUGACAAGUAAUAAACUGUCUUUAAAAACAGUA